Periconia digitata is the source of this 2211-nucleotide messenger RNA. Lineage: Eukaryota; Fungi; Ascomycota; Dothideomycetes; Pleosporales; Periconiaceae. The record is from the annotation of a GenBank genome assembly.
CUUGUACCCACCGGAGUGACCAGACCAAUUGUUUCGUAUUUGCUCCGUAGCAGAUCCAUCUUCGCAUCUAUCCAUUCGACCUUCCAACACACUCAACCACUUCUUUGCAGACCCAGCAGCCGCAUUGGUCUGCCAGGCAGCUACCGCUUGGAUUCGCACGUCGCAUCUUCCCUCGAACGGCGCAUUCAUUACAGGCUGAUGUCCAAGAGUGACAUGGUUUCAAGCUCACAGGCACAACCGUAGUUGCGUUUUGGGCGGGUGCAAGCCAAGCGCCGGAACUUCAAAAACUACCACAACCGCACCUCCCCCUUCCUCCUCCUCCUCUCACUUUCCUCUUCCUUCCGCCACAUCCACAUCAUAAGACUGUCUUUACCCGCUUUUACUCUCCAAACAGCAACACUCCGCAUCUCCAUGAUAAGCCACUACAGCGUCACAAACGACGAUAUUUGCCAGUCUUUGCGCACCAUCCAUCGCCUCAUUCCCGCCGGCUGUUCUGGUGCCGACUAGCUAUGGUCAACUCAAAGCAUGCUGCUUUCAAGGUCAACAAGCAAACGCCCGCAAACGGGCCCCCGCCCCAGGCCUACAGCACCGUCAUCAACUGUCGGAAGCCAGCCGGCAAGCGCGCGCUGGCUCUGAAAGAGAGGGGUGGGGAUGUCAAGGAGUUGAGGACCCUGCGCUUCACCAAAAUCCCCGGUGUACCAUGUCCUGAACAACUCCCCCAGAAACGGAAAUUCCUGGAUGAUGUCGACCUUGCCUUUGGAGUCGACCAAGGCCCUUUCGCCAAAAAAGCGUGUACCGCGCCCACGUCUUCGGAUGGCAGGCGCAGCCUCAUAGCCGCAAAGCCCUCGACAGGCAUGCCAACAAAGUUCCGCCGCGGCAAAUCUGUCAGCAAACCACUUGAUCUGGAUUCCUGGUUCACCAUUCUCUCAUUCUCGGAUCCCGCUCAACUUCUGGAGAUGCGCGCAAAGAUCCCGUCCUGCUACCGGUUCCUACGAGACAACCCCAUGUUGUGGAAACACAGCCGCGACUACUAUUAUCGUGGCACGCUUCCGGAUUUGCCACCACAUGAACUUACCGAGUUUCAGUAUGCGCAUCUGCGACACGGCCAUGGUUGCAUGAGCUGCGGCACGCCGUCUACUCGCAAGACGUACUGGGCUUUCCUCCGUCGGUGGUGCAAGAGCUGCCUGCAAUCUAAGACGAUCAAGGAAGUUGAUGCGAUAGAUCUGUUCAAGGACCAGAAGGGCGAGGACGUAUCCUUCCUGCAAAAGUGUCUGCCCUCGGGCAUCUUCGAUUCAUGGGGCAACUUCGUCGGCGUAGGCCCGGCAGCAACUCUAUCCUACAAGACGGUCUACCUGAUUUCGGACGUUAACGCUCUCGUGGCCGAGUACAACCAGGAGAGCAUAGUCAAAGGAGGUCCCUGGGAUAUGCGUACUUGGAUGGCGGCCAAGACACAGGUGGUGGAGGAGAGGCAUCAGUUUGCUCGUAAGAUGGAGCUUUGGGAGGAUUCCACGCGGGCAUCCAAGAGUUUCGAGCACCUUGCGAAGAAGCAGGCACGGAAAGAAUACUUUGCUGAGAAGGCUGCGCAUCUCUCUCCCCCCGUCUAUCUUCGAGAUAUGGAGUGCUGCCCAUCGUAUCGGCGUGCCGUUGCCAUCCCAAAGGAACCCAACAUGACUUCAUGGCUUCAACUCAAGCCCAAGUUGGAGAAGGAGGCUGCAGACUUGCGAGCUACGGGCGGUGCUCCCAGCCAACUGCCCACAUUCCCCAUGUCAGGCACAUCGACUCCCUGCACGGAUCUCUACUAGCGUCGGCAUGGCAUGGGCCUGCAAGUUUCUUUUUGUUACAUUUUAAUCGUUUCCCUCUUUCGGUAUGGUCAGGGCAAGGCAUGGAUUAAGGAGUUUAUCUGGGUAUGGUGCAUUCACGGUUAUAAUUCCCCGGUACAGGACGGAUUCUCAGGAGAUCAGGAUUAUGGCGAUUAAGCGUGCAUCAAUUAGCUACCUAGGUAGUGCUGAUACGACGAUAUGACUUUGAUAAAGCACAUUUGCUGCUUACUCUGAAGGGCCUUUGGUUGGAGAGUAAUGAGCAAGACAAAUGAACAUUUGAAUAUCAAGGGAUCACCGCUUGACUGGAUGUAUCUCUCGACAUCAAGGUGGCCAGCUGACACCAAUGAGAUAUGCACGUGAUUGCCCCUCGUUAAUACCACGUCAACAUAUG